CUUGAAACAUAAGACGAGGAGGAAGACAGACCGGUGGAUUGACAUCAGGCAGACGGAGGUGAAAAAUGAAGACUCUGAUGGUGUUUGAUUUUGACCACACUGUGGUGGAUGACAACAGUGACACUUGGGUGAUUAGGUGUCUUCCUGGUCAGACUCUUCCUGACUCUGUGAAGAAUUCCUACAGAAAAGGCCACUGGACUGAGUUCAUGGGCAGAGUGAUGAACUACAUUGGAGACCAGGAGGUCAGCCCCGACAGGGUCCGCAGUGUGAUGGAGACCAUCCCCUUCACAGCUGGAAUGACUGAUUUGCUGACAUUCAUAUCACAGCAUAAAAGCACAAUUGACUGCAUAGUCAUCUCUGACUCCAACACCAUGUUCAUAGACUGGAUCCUCCACGCAUCUGGACUCCAGGCGGCUGUCGAUAAGGUUUUCACCAACCCGGCUAAGUUCAAUGAGCUGGGGUACAUGGAAGUACAGUGCUACCACUCCCAUGACUGCGAUCGAUGCCCCGUCAACCUCUGUAAGAAAAAAGUCCUGGAGCUGUAUCUGUCGGAGCAGUCAGAUAGAGGUGUGGAGUACAAGCAGAUAUUUUACGUGGGGGACGGUGGGAAUGAUCUCUGCCCUACUUCCUGUCUGAGAGGGCACGAUGUUGCAAUGCCCAGGAAGGGGUACACCCUGGAGAAACUGCUGGCCAAACUGAAAGGUCAGGAGGAUAACACCUCGCUUAGAGCUAAAGUCAUUGCCUGGAGCAGUGGCACUGACAUUCUUGAGGAACUGAAAGCAAGUAUGCAGUCGUAGCCAGCACCGUACUUGACUGACUUCUCAGUUGUAACUGAAAUAUUGCACUGAUGGCAAGUAUUGGGUCUGCAUCAGGCACAUGCUGCUUCCCGUAAUUGUUUGAAUUUUUAAAAAAACAUAAUCAAGACAGUAUUUUUAAUUGCAUUUAUUGAGCACAAUUUUGAUGUAAAAUUACUUUCAUGCACUUACAAACUCCUAAAAGUUGAUUCAUCUGCAGGAAAUUGUAAUAUUUGGCAACAUACACAACCCCCUCAAACAAGGCUGGAGUUGUCGUUAUCUGAGCAAAGUUAACUGGAUCUGUUGAACUGAAAUUCAGUGACGUUUACCUUAUUUGCUUUCUUGCUAGGAUUGAUAUCACUCUCAUGUCUGUACGCUAAAUAUAAAACUACAGCUCACAGCCGAUUAACUUAGCUUAGCAUUAGGCAGGGGGGAACCAGCUCGUCUUGUUCUGUUCAAAGGUAACUUUAUUUUUUCUACCAUUACCUGUAUGCUUAAUAGCAUGUCUUUUUCUUGUCUGUUUUACCCAAAUAAUAACACAUAAUGUGCUAAUUAGGAACAUUUAAACAAAAAAAAAAAAAAAAGAAGAAGACAUGUUCUGUAGCUUUUCAGGUGCUGGAAAGCAGAGGUUGUUACCUUUGGGCAGAGCCAGGCUAGCUGUUUCCCCCUGCUUUCAGCCAUUGUGCUAACCUAAGCUAAGCUAAUCGUCCCCUGUGGCCUGUUGCACCAGGCAUACGUAAGUUUUCUCUUUGGUCAGGGUGCAAAGUCCAAACUAAAUGAUAAAUGUGCCAGUUAGUUUUGUUACUAAAGCUACUACUCUGGUGUAAAGUCCAAAUUAAGCAAAAUAUUAUGGCAGAAUAGGACAUUAUCACUUCUUGGGGCCAGUCAGUGAAAAGCAUCGUUCUUAACGGGGUGUUUGUUACUGUGUUGUCACUCAUGCGCCAUCGUUUUUGACCUCUUUGCUACAUAAUAGCAAAGCAGCUAAUGCUAAAAAUAGCUAAUGAUAACAAGGUCGUCAGAAACUGAUAAUGAUUGACUACACUGGCAAACUGUUAUCAAAUGGUAGUUGUAAAUUCUAAAGUUAUCUAACUUGUAUAUUUGCUUGCCCUACACUAUAAUGUUAGUGUUUAAUGUCAGAUUUAGUCGAGCUACCAGCUUUGCUAGCUACUGUGAUGCUAUGUUGACGUUGGUGUGUGUGCUGCACAGUGUGCAGUAACUGUACCGUGCUGCACGGCGUCCUGUAACGUUACACGAGUGGUUUGUGUACUGUCACAGAGAACGUGUUUGCCGACACAAAGCAGCUGGCGUAAUUAGCUUCUCUUCAUCGUCCCAUGUUAUCCCUCCUUUCAAUACAAUGCUACAUGCCAACUGCUGUUUUACAGAGGACUUUACACCCACUAAGGGCUAGGUGUAACAUUUAAGUUGUGAUUGAUGCCUACGCUGGGACUAACGACAUUCAAACCAGGCUACGUUUGAAUUUCCACAUAGCUGGUGCGAACCACUGCUGGUUCUUCCUCCAUAUUUAUCUGACAGACAUGAUAGUAGUAUCUAUCUCCUCUUUUAAAUUCGGGCCGAGAGAGCGAAUUAGCUUGUUUCCCAAAAACUAUUCCUUUGGGUAUUAAGUUCAGCCUAUUUUCCAAGUAUCAGCGCUCAACCACGAAGUGCAAUAGAUGCUGACGUCUUCCAGCUACGCUUUAACAGCAUUGAUCCAUCCCAUCAGUGCUUCAUGACAGUUCAUGUGUCAGUCAUGCACCAGGCCACGGCAGAGCACUUCAGCUGACCUAACACUAUAAAACAUACAAAUACACUUUAUGACCUGGUUUAUUGUGUUAGUGCUUUGUUGUAGCAGGACUUUUUUCUACUGCAGACAUUUGGACUCGUCAGGGGGAAAAGCACAGGUGUUUCUAAUGACAUUAACAAAGCUUCUGUCCUGUAAAGUGGCCCAGUAAGUGAGUGUGACAGUGAGCCAGCAUGCACAGUACCAGGAGCCUGAAACCGAAGCAGCUAAAUGGAAUCCAGCCAUCAUUCACGUUGUCAUUUACACCCAUGCUUUUCCUUCUGUGACAUGACAAAACAUUUUCAAUGAAAAAGGUCUAGUUCAGCUAAAAAAAAGCAUGAUUUUUGCUCAGAGCUAUGGCAUCAUUUAUAAUGCAUAACACCUCUACAUUAACUUACCUCAGUUGCCCUAUAGGUUAAAUGAGAUUAAAGAAACUGAGCGGUAUCUCCACUGAAACAUUUUCCUAAUUUCUACAGAAUGCAAACUAUCUUGCCAAAUAAGUUAUUAAUGAUAUGUCAGAGUUGUAUAAUGUUUCUUAAUAUUUUAACUGAAUGUGUAACAUGACUUCUGAUAUGAGAAAUAGGUUCCAUUGCUUUAAACCCUUCAUUUUAAGAUCAUACAGUAGGAGAGCACACAUAACUAAGAUAAUUACUUAGCUGGAUUUUGGAUUUAUCAUGUUUUGGAUUUAUCAUGUUUUGGUUCUUGAUGCAGUUUAUCUAAUAUGUGACGCUAUGAACAUCUCAGGUCUGUUUGUAGUCAUAGUGAAGCUGCCUUGAUUGUUUAAACCAGGUUUGGAUUAACCUGAUCAUGGUAACUGGGUUUGCUCUAUUAAAUGGCAUAAAUCUCAAGUAUUUGUUUUAGCGAAAUGAACAAAAAGCUCAGGUUUUUCUCCAAUAGCCCCAGAUUUUCUGGGUUGUGUGGAUAACUUUCCUGAGGUGUUGGUCCUGAGGUCAUCCACACUUCAUACUUCACACUUCCACACUGUUUGAGAGGCUCCAGGAUUUAUUCAGUAAUGUAAUCCACGUAACCAGGAAACUGUCUUAGAUAGUAUUGGAGUAAUUCUUGGACUUGAUCCAAGUUUCUCAUUGCCAGUUUCUAUUACCCGACAGAGUAUUGUGUUUCCACCUUUAAUGUUCAUUGAAACACAUGCAUUGAGAGAUGUUUUUUGAUGUUCUCAUGAGGCAACAUGUUAUGAAAUAUUGUUUGUUUAUUUUUAGGGGUUAGCAGCCCGGAGCCCGAUUGUGUUUGUUCUCAUUCAUCUUGUAAUUCUGAUGAUAAAAUUAA
This is a messenger RNA of Chelmon rostratus (copperband butterflyfish), 3855 nucleotides long. RefSeq names its product phosphatase, orphan 2 (gene phospho2). The transcript has 4 exons. The record is from RefSeq and is a predicted model, not a curated record. The coding region runs from base 66 to 797 and encodes 243 amino acids. Gene Ontology annotation, molecular function: phosphatase activity. Lineage: Eukaryota; Metazoa; Chordata; Actinopteri; Chaetodontiformes; Chaetodontidae.